Molecule: messenger RNA, 3855 nt
Organism: Aspergillus heteromorphus CBS 117.55
Lineage: Eukaryota; Fungi; Ascomycota; Eurotiomycetes; Eurotiales; Aspergillaceae
Product: DEAD/DEAH box RNA helicase
Exons: 5
Coding region: 171-3728 (1185 amino acids)
Molecular function (GO): RNA binding; ATP binding; RNA helicase activity
Source: RefSeq, a predicted model, not a curated record
CGGGCGACAGACACUAUCACUCCUCAGCACCCACAGCAACAUCCACAGCAGCAGCAGCAGCAGCAUCUGCCUGCAGACCACAGUUUCUGACUUUUUAUGGAAGGGUAAAACUCACUUUAGUAUCCUGUCCACGUGCUCGAGCUUUCUUGGGUCUCAGUAACACUGCAACAAUGGCUCGCCACGGGGAUACUCGCUCACCAUCACCUGUAGGCAGCACGUAUUCCUCGUCCAGACGGACUCGCAGAGACGAUGAUCGCUACGAGAGGAGCCGACGAGACGAUGGCAGGAGUUACCGCAGAUCCCGCAGCCCGGAGAGGCGAUAUCGUGAACGCGAACGAGACCGGGACCGGGAUGCCUACCGCAGACGUGACCGCUCGCUAGACAGGCGCGACGAAGACACAUAUCGGCCAGGUCGGAGAGAACGCUCUCGCGAUCGGCGACGGUCCCGAGACCGCGAUAACUACCGUCGAAGAAGCCGCGAAAGGGACUACCGGAGCAGGCGAGAUGAUUCCCGCGACAGAGCUCGGAGGCGGACAGAUGAUUCUGCUGACUUGAAGCACAAGUCUAGACGGGACGAUAGCCGGGAUCGGGCUAGAGACUCGGCUUCCAGAUCUCGAGAGACAUCGAAACCGUCAACCCCAGCAGCAACCUCGGCUCCGACCGAAGACGAAAAGAGAGCGGAAAGACUGGCCAAAUUGGAGGCUUGGAAGCAGAAACAGUCCGCCGAGAAGGAACGCAAACAGCGCGAAGCCGCGGCGGCGGGCGGGGCGAGAAGUAUCUUGGAAGAAAUCGAUCGGAAGUCUGGUUUGUCACCGGCUGUCAGUUCUCCCCAGUCUCCUGCAACACCUGGCGUUGAUGCUACCCCCGGUACCUAUGCCGGGAAGUUUGAUCCGAAGGCGAUUGCAAAGAGUGCUUCCUCAACUCCUGCGACGCCAGCAGCGCCGGCGGUGCUGGGAAAUGACGUUGCCGUCCCGCCGUCUGUCAAAUCAUCCGCGGCCGUUUCUACUCAGGUGAAACCGAAGCCUGCUACUACUGCAAGCACCUCCUCGGGUUCCCUGAAGGCGAAAGGCAAUGUAGGUCGAUUUGGCCUGGGUACCAAACAGGCCGCAGAGACGGAGAAGUCGACUGCCACGAAAACAUUGGGUUUCGGGGAGGAGGAAUCGACCCGAAGGAAGCUGGAAAAAUUACCUACCCCUCCACUCGACGAUUCAAAAGACGUAAAUGGAUCGACGGAGGCGCCUGCCGAAGAAGACGAAGAAGAAGAAGAAGACGUUGACAUGCAAGAUGGGGACAACGAGGAAGAGAAUGCCGCCGCAGCACGUGCGGCUGCCGAGAGGCGAGAAGAGCGCUUGCAGAGUGAGGCUCUCAAGACCCAGUCCAAUGGCGACACCGAAGUCAACGAUGCCCCAGAUCAAGAAUCCGAAAAAAUGGAGGUUGACGUUCCAGAGGAGGAGGAAAUCGACCCGCUGGACGCGUUCAUGUCUGGAUUGGCUGAGGCUGCACCCCCGAGGAAGGCCGUCGGCGCUAAAUUCUCCCGCGCAAAAGCACAGCAGCCCGAGGCCAUGUUCGGUGACGAGCACGAAGUCGAUAUGACGGCUGUGGGCGAUGGUGACGCGGAUGAUUUCCUCGCCAUUGCCAAUAAAGCCAAGAAGAAGAAGGAUAUCCCAUCUGUUGACCAUAAGAAGAUGGAGUAUGAGCCCUUCCGGCGGAAGUUCUACACGGAACCUUCUGAUCUGGCGCAAAUGUCCGAGGAGGAGGCUGCCAGUUUGCGCCUGGAACUUGACGGCAUUAAAGUGCGUGGUGUUGACGUUCCCAAGCCAGUGCAGAAAUGGUCCCAAUGUGGGCUGGGUGUGCAGACCUUGGAUGUCGUCGACAGAUUGGGCUAUGAGAAGACCACUUCAAUUCAAGCCCAAGCGAUCCCCGCGAUCAUGUCUGGCCGUGAUGUGAUCGGCGUGGCCAAGACGGGAUCUGGUAAGACAAUUGCCUUUCUGAUUCCCAUGUUCCGCCACAUCAGGGACCAGCGUCCGCUGGACAACAUGGAAGGCCCGGUCGGUCUCAUCAUGACACCGACUCGUGAAUUGGCGACGCAGAUUCACAAGGACUGCAAACCAUUCCUUAAAGCUUUGAACCUCCGGGCUGUUUGCGCUUAUGGCGGAGCCCCGAUCAAGGACCAGAUCGCGGAUCUGAAGCGCGGUGCAGAGAUCAUUGUGUGCACGCCAGGACGAAUGAUCGACCUUCUGGCCGCAAAUGCCGGCAGAGUCACCAACCUGCGCAGGGUCACCUACGUUGUGCUUGACGAGGCUGACCGCAUGUUCGACAUGGGUUUCGAGCCUCAGGUCAUGAAGAUCAUGGCCAACAUCCGGCCCGACCGGCAGACGGUGCUGUUCUCGGCUACCUUCCCUCGGAACAUGGAAGCGCUGGCCCGCAAGACGCUGACGAAGCCGAUCGAGAUCGUGGUGGGCGGCAAGAGUGUCGUUGCGCCGGAGAUCACGCAGAUUGUCGAAGUGCGCAACGACGACCAGAAGUUUGUACGGCUGCUGGAGAUUCUGGGCAACAUGUACUCCAACGACGAGAACGAAGAUGCGCGCGCACUGAUCUUCGUUGAGCGUCAAGAAGCUGCGGAUAACCUCCUUCGAGAGCUGAUGCGCAAAGGCUACCCGUGCAUGUCGAUCCAUGGAGGCAAGGAUCAGAUCGAUCGUGAUUCCACCAUUGAGGAUUUCAAGGCCGGUAUCUUUCCGGUUCUGAUCGCCACUUCCGUUGCCGCCCGUGGCCUGGACGUCAAGCAGCUGAAGCUUGUCGUGAACUACGAUGCACCCAACCAUCUCGAGGACUACGUCCAUCGUGCUGGCCGGACGGGGCGUGCCGGUAACACCGGUACGGCGGUGACGUUCGUGACUGAGGACCAGGAACGGUACUCAGUUGAUAUCGCCAAGGCAUUGAAGCAAAGUGGGCAGCAGGUGCCCGAGCCCGUGCAGAAGAUGGUCGACUCGUUCUUAGAGAAGGUGAAGGCAGGCAAGGAGAAGGCCAGUGCGUCAGGGUUUGGCGGCAAGGGUCUGGAGCGGUUGGACCAGGAACGCGAUGCGGCUCGAAUGCGCGAACGGCGGACCUACAAGACCGGAGACGACGGCGAGGAGGAGGAGGAGAAGGAGGAAAAGAACGAGCAGGCAGAAGAGCGGUUCAACAAGGUCAUCUCGGCGGUGCAAUCAACAGCAUCGACAUCAAUGCCCGGCGUCCCGAAGGGCAUUGACCUUGACGGCAAGAUCACCGUACAUCGGACGGAGAAGGAUCCGAACAGCGCAUCGAAGAAUCCCCUGGACAAGGUGGGCUCGGCGGUGGCCGACAUCCAUGCGCGCCUGAGCCGAGCGGGUGUGAUGAGAUCCGGCGUGCCCAUCGACAACCGCGGGCCCGAUGCGGGAGCGUUCCACGCCACGCUGGAGAUCAACGACUUUCCCCAAAAAGCACGAUGGGCGGUCACCAACCGCACCAACGUGGCCAAGAUCCUGGAAGCGACGGGCACGUCGAUCACGACCAAGGGCAGCUUCUACGGUACGGGCAAGGAGCCUGGGCCGGGCGAGAACCCCAAGUUGUAUAUUUUGGUGGAGGGCGAGACGGAGCUGUCGGUGACGAACGCGAUGCGCGAGCUGAUGCGCCUACUGAAGGAGGGCACCAUUGCCGCGGCCGACAGCGACGCCAGGGCCCCCGUGGGAGGACGGUACAACGUGGUCUAGACUACCUAUAUUCUGUACGAUAUCGGCAUCAUAUCUCCACCCUAACCUGCAUGGCAGCGCCUGUAAAGAUAGUGCUAGGGUAUUAAGGCCGCUGAUAAUGAAGUGCACAAAAAGUAAAAGGAUAUAA